GCUGCCUUGACUACCAGAUUCCACAGGUAGCAGUCGGGCUACGGAGGCCGGGUGGCCAGAAGAGGCGAUCUCUGUGCUGAGGACAGACUGUUGGAGAGACAUUGGAAGUUCUUGACCUCGCAGCUUGUGAAGUGCUUUGAAGUGAAUAUUGAAGCACGCUGUCAAGGAAGGGAAAGAAUUUAAGAAACACGUGCAGUGGAGUAAUAUGAGCUGGAGUCAUAGACUCUGCGGGAAGACCCUCGGGGGAAUUGUGUGAGGAAAAGAAGAACAUUUAGACUCCCCAAGUUCUUCAUUUGCAUCUUUGUUGAAUCUAAGGCAACAGUGAUAAAAGUAUGGAUAAAGAUACAUCUGCUACGCAACCAUCCAGCUUACUUGAAAGGGAUCCUGCCUUUCAAGUGAUUUCAGUUCCUAAGGAAACAGGUCUAGGUCUGAAGAUCCAGGGUGGAAUUAACAGGAACGAAGGACCGUUGGUAUAUAUUCAUGAAGUCAUUCCUGGAGGCGACUGUUACAAGGAUGGACGUUUGAAGACAGGAGAUCAACUUGUCUCAGUAAACAAGGAAUCUAUGAUUGGUGUUUCUUUUGAAGAAGCAAAAAACAUAAUUACCAGAGCAAAGUUGAGGUCAGACUCUCCUUGGGAGAUAGCAUUUAUCAGACAAAAAUCUUACUGUGGCCAUCCAGGAAAUAUUUGCUGUCCAUCCCCAUUACAAGGUUCAGAAGACUAUGGACCUCAAACCUCAGCAUUUCAUCUUCUCUCCCCUCCCACUAAAACACUAGUUCCAAAGACUUCAUCCACUCCCAAGAAUCAGGACUCUACUUUACCUUCUUUUAAAGCAAUUCAGACAAUACCUGGAUACAGUAAAACAGAACAUACUCCAGUUACUCCUUUGGACAACAGCCCUACAGAUACAUCUACUCCAGAUAUUGCUCCUGCUUGGACUGAUGAUGAUUCUGGACCACAAGGAAAGAAGAUUUCCCUAAAUCCUUCUGUUCGCCUUAAGGCAGAGAAACUGGAAAUGGCUCUCAAUUACCUUGGUAUCCAGCCAACAAAGGAGCAACAGGAAGCCCUGAGACAGCAAGUCCAGGCCGACUCAAAGGGGACUGUGUCUUUCGGAGAUUUUGUCCAGGUCGCCAGAAAUUUGUUUAGCUUACAGUUGGGUGAAGCAAAUGUUGGUGUCCGUGAAAUCUCCAGCAUCUUAGACUCACAGCUUCUUCCCUGUGAUUCUCUAGAAGCAGAUGAAAUGGGAAAACUUAGACAAGAAAGAGAUGCUGCUCUGGAAGAAGGGAGUGUGCUUAAGGAGAAAUUACUUGAAUCGGAGAAGCAUAGGAAACAGCUGAUGGAAGAGCUCCAGACUGUGAAACAAGAAGCCAAAGCUGUAGCUGAAGAAACACGAGCUCUGAGAAGCCGGAUUCAUCUUGCUGAAGCUGCCCAGAGGCAGGCGCAUGGCAUGGAAAUGGACUAUGAAGAGGCGAUCCGUCUGCUAGAGGCUGAAAUCUCAGAGCUAAAGGCUCAGCUUGCUGAUUACUCUGACCAAAAUAAAGAAAGCAUCCAGGACCUGAGAAAGAGGGUCACAGUUCUUGACUGCCAGUUGAGAAAAUCAGAAAUGGCUCGGAAAACUUUUAAGGCAUCUACUGAACGGCUCCUUCAUUUUGUAGAGGCUAUUCAAGAAGUGCUUUUGGAUAGUUCUGCUCCUUUAUUAAAUUUAAGCGAAAGAAGAGCUGUGCUCUCCUCGCAGACUUCGCUUCCACUGCUGGGAAGAAAUGGACGGCGCAGCCUCCCAGCAGCCCUGCUCCUGGAAUCCAGGGAGCUCAUUAGAUCUGUUCACGCCAUUCUUGAUAUGGACUGCUUACCUUACGGGUGGGAGGAAGCUUACACAGCAGAUGGAAUCAAGUACUUCAUCAACCACGUAACACAGACCACGUCCUGGAUCCAUCCCAUGAUGAGCGUCCUGAACCUGUCCUGCUCAGAGGAGAAUGAAGAGGACUGUCCCAGAGAGCUAACGGACCAGAAAAGCUGACGGCUUUCCAUAGACAUGGGGUUCCAGAGUGUUCUGGCUUUCCAGUCUGUGUGCACAACCAGACACAGGACACCACACCCUGAGAAACAGGAAUGCAGAACAUGCAAUGGGUGGCGUGUCAAGUUGAAACUGUGGUAUUUCCAUGUUAAUG
Psammomys obesus (fat sand rat) is the source of this 2166-nucleotide messenger RNA. RefSeq names its product syntaxin binding protein 4 (gene Stxbp4). Gene Ontology annotation, molecular function: syntaxin binding. The record is from RefSeq and is a predicted model, not a curated record. The transcript is spliced from 19 exons. Gene Ontology annotation, cellular component: cytoplasmic vesicle. Gene Ontology annotation, biological process: insulin receptor signaling pathway; regulation of insulin secretion involved in cellular response to glucose stimulus. Lineage: Eukaryota; Metazoa; Chordata; Mammalia; Rodentia; Muridae. The coding region runs from base 333 to 2015 and encodes 560 amino acids.